Molecule: messenger RNA, 1713 nt
Organism: Metarhizium album ARSEF 1941
Lineage: Eukaryota; Fungi; Ascomycota; Sordariomycetes; Hypocreales; Clavicipitaceae
Product: Enhancer of polycomb-lik
Exons: 3
Coding region: 1-1713 (570 amino acids)
Biological process (GO): regulation of transcription by RNA polymerase II
Cellular component (GO): piccolo histone acetyltransferase complex
Source: RefSeq, a predicted model, not a curated record
AUGUCGUCACGCAAAGUCCGAGUCAAGAAGUUGAGUGUCAAAACUCCUCUUCCUGUGCUUCGAGAGGAUCAGAUCGAUCCUUCUGAAUAUGAAGCACUCAGUUCUGACAACCAAAUUUCAACCGGUGUCGAGCACGCCGAGGAAAAGGAGUACCACUUGCAAAGUAUUCUCAAAGAUGCAGGAACUAGUAAUACGCAAGAAAUUCCUGUUCCGCCCCCCCAGGAGAGUGACAUCAACUAUGAUGCGCUCUACCCCAGUAACUUUCACCAGCCGUCGUCGUAUAUCCGGUUUUCACAAACCGUGGAGGAGUGUAUCGGUUGUCAGUAUGACAUGAGCGCCGAGGAUACCGAGUUCCUCAAGUCAUAUAAUGCCAAGUCUCCAGCAGGAGGCCCCUUGUCGGAAGAUGACUAUGAGCGAGUCAUGGAAGUCUUUGAGGACACUGCGGCUGAGCAGACUCCGUUUGCGUCGGUCGACAACACCAUUGUCGCCUAUGACAUGAUGGUCCCCUCACUCAAUCACCUUGGCAGCACCUCCAUUCUCCAGCAUGCCAAGGCGAUCUAUGAGUAUUGGAGGAACGCUCGGCAGGAGAAGGGCAACAAGUCGUUGCACCCCACUCUCAAAUUUGAGAUUCAUCAAGAGACAGACGACACUGACCCCUACGUCUGUUUCCGAAGAAGAGAAGCCAGACAGACCCGGAAGACAAGGGCUCGGGACAACAAGGUCGCCGAGACACUCAAGCGUCUUCGACGAGAGCUUGAGGAUGGCCGGCAGCUUGUGCUAUUAUCAUUUGAACGAGAAAUGAUGAAGCGCGAGUUGCUGCACAUGGACCAGACCGUGUUUGAGGAGCGAGCCAAACUGAAGCAGAUGAAGCUGAGGCUAGGUAUCAAAGGCGAGGAUGACGAUCUUGUAAACCAAAAGCCCCAAAAACGCAAAGCCGCAGACCCUUCGAGUGUGCAGAGGCAACAGGCUACCCAGCUCCGGGCACCUGCCCGAUCGGAUGGCCGUUCUCUCGAACAGGACCUGGUGUUGCUGGCUGAUUUGUUGGCACAGAAGGAGAACGAGCUCCGAGAAGAGAUAGAGAACAAGGUCCAAAACCACCGUAGGUGGAACCAGAACCAUAUCGAUCUCACUAGAGACCCGUUGUCGCCAGUAAAGGAGCAAGGCACGGAACUCAAGUUCCGACCGGCCAAGACUCAAUAUUUGAUGACGCCACCAGCGUCCAUUUCUUCAGAGGAAAUGGAUGUGGAUGAGGUGCAAGCCGAGCCCAUGCAGGCCGAGCCCAUGGACAUGGACAAGUUGCACCGGCUCCCCGUCUUCCAGUUCAAGGCGGGCACCAUUUCACAAGACCAAUCACAGACAAACCAGCCGUCGUUCCGGCGCCGAAUCGGUCGUCUGCAACGGCUGUGGAUUGAUCGAAGGGGAUUGGCAACAUCGGCAAGGCUGGAGAGUAGCGACUAUUCCGAUCGGUGGAAAUACGACUCUGACGACGAGGAUAUCGACCCCCCGGUGUACGAAGUCGAUCCGUUUGAUACCCGAGCCCUCAAGUUCCGAGCAACGAUCCCACUGAGUCCGUACAUGUUCCGUGGAGGACGGCCUCCAAUUGCCCCAGAGACGGCACAAGGCACGGCAGCUGCGGCAGCGGCCCAAGCCGCAAGUAACAGAGCAUUACCACAACCUCCUCCAGCAGCAGCACAAGCACAGGCAACGUCAUAG